Messenger RNA from Zychaea mexicana, 528 nucleotides. RefSeq lists its product as uncharacterized. The record is from RefSeq and is a predicted model, not a curated record. Lineage: Eukaryota; Fungi; Mucoromycota; Mucoromycetes; Mucorales; Lichtheimiaceae. The coding region runs from base 1 to 528 and encodes 175 amino acids. The transcript has 6 exons.
AUGGAAACCAACGACACCAAUACAGAUUCUAUACUCAACUGCAUCAACCAUUCUGCUGUCAUCAAUAGUCCUACAUCCGUUGAGGUUUUUGAUUCACAGACACCAACUUCUGAAUCACAAAAACUAUCUACAACAUCAAGUACAAGCAGCAGCAACAAUUCAGGACGUCAUUUGUUAUCAGUAAUCGAAGCCGAUAACGUUGAUUCAGUUUAUGAAGGUUUAAUCGAUAAAAAAAUGUGGACGUUAUCAUGUACUGGUAGAAGAGUUGAAAAAGUGAUGCAACAAUGUGCAAAUGAGAACAAGUUGGAACACAUUUUUAGAGGUACACACUCCAUGAUAAUGGACCCUUUGGAUCCAAUUUGGUCCACUUAUUUCACUGAAGAAGAAAGAGAAGAAAUCAUUAAUCUCAACCCACCAAAAUUGCCACCCUUGUCAUCCAAGAUGGAAAAAUAUUUGCAACAGUUUGAUAAUUUGACCACAUUGGAUGACCUUUGGAACAAAGUGAACGAACAAAAUAACGAUUACUAG